UUCUGUUUCAACUCUUUAUUACAUCACGCUAAAAAAGGAGUAUCAUGUUCAUGCUGUAAGGUUUAUCAAUCUGGACAGAAUCAUGGAGGAGAGCUCCACUUUUCGUUACUCUUUAUGGGAUUACCUGUUUUCUUUGGUGGGAUUGUUAUUUUUGCUGCUGGAUAUAGUAAUGGACAUCCAAACUGUUGUGUCACUUUAUCAGGAGGAAGCUUAUGUGUUUAUGGGGCUGAUGAUUUUUUUUCUACUGGGCUCCUCAGUGUUAUUACAGGUAUUCAGUUGGAUCUGGUACUCUGAUUCUCUGAUUGAGCUCGAAACUGAUGUGGAGAAAUUUGCAAAGAGAAAGAAAUUGAUCAAACUAUUCCACUUCCUGCAGCUCGGUGUCUACCUCAGAUAUGCUGGAGUAAUUGAAAUGUCCACAAAACAUUUUUGUCAGCAGAAAAGAAUUUUCAAAGAGAGUGCGUACCUGAAACUUGACUUUCAGAUGCUUUGUCUAUUUGAGGCAUUUGCUGAAAGUGCUCCGCAACUCAUACUCAUGAUGUCUUUAAUUCUACAAAGAGGAGAGCUUCAGCUUUUUACAGGAUUAAAAUUCCUCACAUCAGCUGCUUCAAUUGCCAAUUCUGUUGCCAUGUACCACAACGGCAUCCGUGCUUUCUUUGAUGUAAAAUGCUGGACCGCCACUGGUGUCUACUUCCUGUGGAACUUUCUGCUGAUCAUUCCUCGUGUGGCUGCUCUGGCACUCUUCUGCAGUGUAUUCCCGUGCUACAUCAUUGCUCAUUUUCUAUCUUUGUGGAUGGUGCUGGUUUUGGUGGCCUGGAGACAGAAAACAGAUUUCAUGAAAAGCAGCAGCUGGCAAGGGCUUUUCAAAGCUACUGUUGGACUCAUCUGGUACUUCAGCUGGUUUAAUAUCUCAAAAAGAAAUACAAAGUUAAGGCAUGCCAUUUAUUGUAGCUUCUUGCUGUUAGACAUGAUGAUGCUUCUGGGCUUCUGGAGCUGGAAGGUGACUGAGUAUGCAGGCUGCUGGACCUCCUUAAACCAAACUGUAGUUAUCCCAACACUACUAGGAUUGUAUAUCAGUGGAAUUUUAGUGAUGAUGAUGAACUACAAAUGGUUUUAUACUAGCUACAAACAGAAAACAGAUGAACUCAGUCAAAAAAUCAAAGAAGGUUCAUUUAAAAAAGGAAUUGCAUUAGGCUAUAGCACUGAGACAGAAACUGUAGAUGAAGUUCCUGGAGUUCUCCUGCGAAGUAGAACCAUGGCUGCAGAUUUCUACUUUUAGUUCUUAAUUCAAUUUUACAGACAUUUCCCUAUAUUCAGUUGUGUUCCCCUACAAUUCAUACACUGUUAUAUAUAAUGUAUUUAUUAUCAUGAUGGUCACCAUCUCAGGAAUAAAGCUGUAAAUCCUGCCAGAAGGGCAGCAUCAUUUUAAAACACUUUUGUACCUUACAGGUGCACAUUGGUACCUUAAAGGGACAAUGUUGUACCUUUAGUGCACACUUUUGUACGUUAAGGGUACUAUGAGGUACACAUUUGUACUUGUUCGGUAUUAAUUUGUAACUUCAUAUUGUAAGAAUGGGUUUUAAACCACAGCUGUAGUUCUGCCGAAUGACUAAAGAGUCAUGAGUACGUUGGUAAAAAAAAUUACAUUUCUAGUCAAACCAUACUUCUGCAAUCUCAUACCAAAAAUGGAAAGGAGGGAAGUAUUAAUAGCUAUAAAUGUGGGAGAGCGGAUUGUAUUGUAUUGCAAUAUGGAACAGUUAAAUGGUGAUGUUAAAUCAAAAGUAAUUCACAAAUACUUGAUAAUGAGACAAUUUAAUGACAACAACUUGCUAUGGUUACAACUGAAUUAAUUACAAAAUAACUGUAUAAAAAGAUCAAAUAUGAAAGGAUAAAGCAUAUGAUAUUAAUUGUAACCAGCUUAAAUGUAAAAUUAAAGUUACCAGAAGUAGAAGGAGAGACACUGGGGGAGAGAGAGAGAGACAAAGAGAUCAGGCCCAGAAGUUAGCCUGAUUGCAGUAAAGUCAGAGAAGAUAGACUCCAGAGGAGGAGAGGAGCAGAGCAGGAAAGCAGACCAGGAAAAGACAGGCCAGGAAAAGAGGCAGAGCAGCGUUUUGUAUCUUUCUUGACCAUGUGACUAAAGCCAAAUGCUGAGACAUUCAAACUGACCAAUCAACAUGUGACCACAUCGUAAAACCCCCAAAGUCCACAUACCAGGCCCUGAUCUUCUCAGUAUCUGCCUUUGGAGUCAGUAUGAACCUUCUUGAGUCAAAAAGACAUGUUUUGCCAUAUAAACAAAGGCAUAUGAUAAUUUAGCCUCUUACAAUAUUAAAAUGUGCACCUUCCCAAAGUGACAGGUGUCUACCUUUAUUUUUGAGAGUGUAUUUGUCAGAACUGUCUACAGGACAAACACAAUUUAAAUGGCUGUGAAGGAGUGGGUAUCCUGGUAAAUGGCUGCUCCAAUAGAUAUAUUGUAUCUGCGUUUAUCCAUUCUGUGAUAUGAUUAAUAAUAAAGAAUUGAA
Molecule: messenger RNA, 2516 nt
Organism: Danio aesculapii
Lineage: Eukaryota; Metazoa; Chordata; Actinopteri; Cypriniformes; Danionidae
Product: XK-related protein 8-like
Exons: 3
Coding region: 83-1276 (397 amino acids)
Biological process (GO): engulfment of apoptotic cell; apoptotic process involved in development; phosphatidylserine exposure on apoptotic cell surface
Cellular component (GO): plasma membrane
Source: RefSeq, a predicted model, not a curated record